Molecule: messenger RNA, 714 nt
Organism: Penicillium taxi
Lineage: Eukaryota; Fungi; Ascomycota; Eurotiomycetes; Eurotiales; Aspergillaceae
Exons: 1
Coding region: 1-714 (237 amino acids)
Source: RefSeq, a predicted model, not a curated record
AUGUCUUCUCAAAAUAAGUCUCCAACCAGGGGGUCUUCUCCCAAGAUCAGUUCUCCCAAGACAUCCUCUCCGGGUAUCCCAGUCACCCACAUUUCCGAGUCUGACCCCCCGUCUCCUUCAGCGGUGAGCAUCGAGUACCUUGAACAAUCCUUCCAACAGAGCAGAAAGGAACUCAUCAACUUCAUCGAUGAUAUCUCCAAGCAACUCGCAGAAAGUCCUGGUCUUUUCAAGCAUCUAGCAAACCGUCUCACCGAGGGCACGGGUGAUAUGGAUGAGCUACGUCGUCAAGCACUUUGUACAGAUACAAAUCUACCACCCUGUCUAGGUAAGAGAUUAGAUCUCAUCAAAAAAGAGGUAUCAACUGCAUGCAGUAUCCUCGACGGCUCGUUACAUCUCGCCCCUCAUGCUGCACUGGUUUUAAACAUGCUAAUUAUCCAGAUAGGAAGACUGUCCAUUCGUGGAUAUGAUUAUUCUGAUGCCAGUGCGCAUGGGUAUGAGUUUGAGGCUUAUUAUACCACACAAAAACUAAAGUCGUUUGAUGUUUCCAAGGCUGAAGCUGCCACAACAGCUCAACGCGAUAUCAUUGCUAUUUGGCUGCGUUUGAAUGCUCCUCAGGAUGACUGUGAAUGUCAGCAAUGCACAAGAAGGGUUUCUGGUAAGAAGCCAGAAGAAACAUAUCAGGUGAGUGACCCCAAUUUCAGUUUCGAGUUCUAG